GUUCGAGUUUCAUCGACUUUUUCGUUGUUGUUGUUGUUGUUGCUGUCGUCGACGUCGUCGUCGUCGUAGAUUUUUGUUGAGUCGGUGUUCUCUUUCAACUGUGCUCCUUCAAUCGCGAGAUGCCGAGGCCGCCGAGAUUCAUCGUGCCGCACGAGUACGACGCCUCGUUGCUGCCGUUCCUGGACGAGAACGUCGUCGUGGUGUCGAUCUUCGGCAAGAGCACCUACAAAGCCAAGUCGGACAAGUCCAAGAUGGUGAACUCCAUCCUGGUGCCGGCCAUUAACGAGCAUCCCACCAUUGACAACGAGGCAAUGUUUGAAAUCGAAGGUUACUUCGACCAAAGAGUCAAUGCGGUAUUCUUACACUUGAAAGGAUGCUUCGACGCUUAUACUUUAUCAAAACAGUACAAUCAGUUUGUUGAGAACAUGGAGAAGAAGGAUUUCCUCCACGCUUGGGCCAACAUGAAGGAUAAAUAUUCCGGAGCACUUCUGACACUGUUUCAUACAUCGCACAUUUUCAUACUCAUGCAUCCUACUCUUACGUUUGACUACAGUUACAUUCCCUUGUUCAAGGCAUUGGAAAUAGUUAGUUAUUUCUCAAAGAUGAAUUUUGUCUUUUUCCUCUGCAGUGGAAUUCAUCGAUGAAAUCCCUGCAUUGUCCAAGUAUACUCAGCCACAGCCACCUUCUCCGC
Messenger RNA from Trichogramma pretiosum, 691 nucleotides. RefSeq names its product protein smg8-like. Bases 120 to 644 code for a protein of 174 amino acids. The record is from RefSeq and is a predicted model, not a curated record. Lineage: Eukaryota; Metazoa; Arthropoda; Insecta; Hymenoptera; Trichogrammatidae. Gene Ontology annotation, biological process: nuclear-transcribed mRNA catabolic process, nonsense-mediated decay. The transcript is spliced from 3 exons.